Triticum turgidum subsp. durum (durum wheat) is the source of this 1392-nucleotide messenger RNA. Lineage: Eukaryota; Viridiplantae; Streptophyta; Magnoliopsida; Poales; Poaceae. The record is from the annotation of a GenBank genome assembly.
AUGAAAGUAAGCGUUGGACACCAGCCAAAGGGUCAGCUAUGGCUGGUCUUAGCCGUGCUGGUUGCCUUUGCAAUGCUCAGUGAGGCAGCCAGAAGCUUGCCACCACCUUCUCUUUCAGCAUCGCCAACGUAUGCUCCUAUCAUUAAGGUGAUAGGCAAAGCAUACUGCUAUAGAUGCUUCAAUGAGGCACACCCAGAAGAAUCGCAUGGGAAGGAGCACCUGGAAGGAGCCAUGGUCAAGGUCACUUGCCAGGCCAAUGACCAAGCAAUAGUGAGAUUUGGCUACACCGAAAGCAAUGGCAAAUACAGUGUGGCCAUUACCGGGUUGCCACUUAGCGGCACCUUUGGGGCUGACUCGUGCAAGGUUGAGCUCCAUGCAGCAGCAGGAGGAUCUGACUGCAAUGUGCCCAUGGAGUUAAAUCUCUCUGGAGUUAGCGUUUACUCAAAGUCCAAUGAAGAAGUGGUUCUCCAAGCCAACCAAGUAAUGGCAUUUGGAUCAAAGAAAACAUUUGCUGGAUGUUCAAAACCUCACAUUCUACCAUCGAUGUAUCCAUCUAAUUCACAGCCACUCCCAUACCAUGCCUCACCUCCAUCCAACUACAAAUCCCCACCAUUACUGCACCAGCAUUCACCACCUCCUUCAAACAAGUUUCCACCUCCAUCGUAUCAGUAUCCAUCACCUCCCCAGAACUUCUACUCUUCGCCACCCCCAUCAAACAACUACCAAGCUCCACCAACAUCUAACAAUCCAACACCAACCCACAAGUAUUUAUCACCUCCAUACUACUACAACUCCCCACCUCCAAACAGCCACGUAGCUCCACCGCUGCCAUACCUGCAGUCCCCACCUCCGUACAACUACAAGUCGCCUCUUCUACCAUUGUCACCAGCGCCUCCUCGCCAUUAUAACUCUCGACCUCCAUCUAACUAUGGAUCUUCACCCCCACCUUACCAAUAUUCUCCACCUGUACCACCAAAACAUCUACAACCAAAUGUUCCUCAUGCUAAUCAGCCACCAGCAUCAAUAUCACCACAGCCUCUUUACCCCUACAGCUCUCCACCACCAUAUCUGAACUCGAACCAAUCCCCACCACCACCGAUUCAGCUUCCUCAUGUAAAAUCGCCACAAGUUUCUUCAACAUCUCCACAGCCUCUUUACCCCUAUGGCUCUCCACCAUCAGCAUCAAUAUCUCCACAGCCUCUUUACCCCUACAGCUCUCCACCACCAUAUCUGAGCUCUUACCAAUCCCCACCACCACCGAUUCAGCUUCCUCAUGCAAAAGCGCCACCAGUUCCUUCAACAUCUCCACAGCCUCUGCACCACUACAGCUCUCCACCACCAUCACUUAUGAACUCCCACCAAUCCCCGCCACCACCGAAUCGCCUGUCAUGA